UUUACUGGAAGCGCUUGUAUUAAACCCAUCGAAUUUUAAUGCUGGAGAACCAGUCUCGUAUCUCUGUCAAAGUUUUAGCAAAAUUAAUUUAUUGAACCAUAUUUAUUUGAAGUGUCAAUUACAGUACAUCACUAAAACCGAUUGGUUUGUUGCAGUAAUUCAGCGAUUACAUAAUCAUGGAUGCUCCUUCAGGAUAUCGUCAACCAGUACCUGGAAAGCGCAAGGGUAAAUCACAGAAACAUGCCCAGCCUCAACCCCAACUUUUCCAGGACACCAGUUCUCCACAACCAAGUAUGCCACCACCACAGGGAUAUCCUGUGAACUAUGGACCCAGCCAUGGUUUUACAGAUUCCCCACAGCCAAGCUUUCCAGGACAACAGGUGCUCAAUGAUCCGAUGGCGUCAAUGGCGAUGCAGUAUGGCACGUCUCUGGCUGGUCAGGGUAAAGAACUGCUGAAUAAAAACAUAGAACAGUAUGUAGCCUCAUCGAAAAUCAAAUACUAUUUUGCUGUAGAUACCACAUAUGUAGGAAAGAAGCUGGGAUUGUUGGCAUUUCCAUUUACACACUCGGACUGGUCAAUACGGUAUAAUCAAGAGGAACCUGUUGCUCCCAGAUAUGAAGUAAAUGCUCCUGAUUUAUAUAUACCUAUAAUGGCUUUUGUAACGUACAUUCUUGUUGCUGGUCUUGUUAUGGGAACACAGGAAAGAUUUACCCCCGAGCAGCUGGGCGUCCAGGCUAGUUCUGCCCUAGUGUGGAUCAUCAUAGAACUUCUUGCAAUUCUACUUAGUCUUUAUUUGAUGAACCUCAGCAAAGAGAUUAAAUACCUCGAUAUGAUUGCAUACUUAGGAUAUAAAUUUGUUGGGAUGAUUUUUAGUUUAUUAGGUGGACUUGUUAUGAAAGCAACAGGAUAUUAUUCAGUGCUGCUGUGGUUUAGUCUAACACUAGUAUUUUUCUUGGUGAGAACACUGAAAGUACAGAUCCUUCCUCACAGUACGGAUGACGGUUUUUCAAAAGGAAACAAGAGAAGCCUGUACUUGAUAUUAUCUGUGGCUCUGUUUCAACCUCUCAUGAUGUGGUGGCUCACAAGUUACAUAAUGUUUGGAAAAAAGUUGUAAACCACUUGAACAGGACUUCCAUGAAGUUGUUAAGCAAAAUGCUUUUUGGGGUUAUUGAAUUAGUUCUGGCACACUGCUUUCUAGAAGGUGAAAACAGAGAGCAAGCAGAUUUAUUAAGUGCCUGUUGAAAAAUACUGUUUAAUAGCUCACAUCCGUCCUGUUGAUUCAGUAACAGGAAUAAAGAGUAUUUAAUGACAUUUUUUGUUAAAAUGACCAGUCCCCGUGGAGAUAAAGUUUCUCUCUUUAUAUCAAGACAUGACAUUAUUUUGCUACCACUUGUUCAAGUUAUUUGAUCCUAAUUGGUGCAAGACCACCUAAUACUAAAUGUUUUGUCAUGCUGCUAUUAAUAAAGAAGGCAAAUAAAAAAUAUAGGUUGUGCACUUUGAAAUGGAAAUGUUUCAGAAAAAUAUUAUCAUGCAACCAUACUUCCUGUGACAUAGUUUAACACCCAGUAGUGGAUGUAUUUUUCGUGCUGGGAUGACGUUGAACAUCUAUUCUAUUCUAUUCUUGUGACAUCAUUUUAAGGAUUGUUGCGUCACUUCCUAAUAACACCAAUGUCUAUAUUACUAGAAUGAGAACUUUGGUGUUGCGGUGUGUUAUCAGGUCACUAGGAAUUAAUUCUGCAGAUGAUAGUGGGUUGGAUACUCAUUUUACAAUGGCAAUUAGUGACACUCAACAGCCAGUGACAUAGAUUUUCCUUAAGUCGGAUCUAAACUUUUGUUUAUUUUCAUAAAAAAAGCUGUAAAAAAUAUAGGUUGAAAGGGUUGCAUGAUAAGAAACGCACAUAUAUAUAUCAGGUUACUGUUUCGAUAGUAUUUAUUAGUUUGCCUGUUACCUACACUUUGCCAAUAAAUGCCAAGUCAUAGUAACCUGAUAUUCUAUAUUUAGCACCAAGAUUACAAAGUCUUGCAAAAUGGGGGGGGGGGGGGGAGGUA
Gigantopelta aegis is the source of this 2050-nucleotide messenger RNA. Its product is annotated as protein YIF1B-A-like. NCBI's taxonomy places the organism in Eukaryota, Metazoa, Mollusca, Gastropoda, Neomphalida, Peltospiridae. Gene Ontology annotation, cellular component: endoplasmic reticulum-Golgi intermediate compartment; Golgi membrane; COPII-coated ER to Golgi transport vesicle. Gene Ontology annotation, biological process: endoplasmic reticulum to Golgi vesicle-mediated transport. Bases 177 to 1115 code for a protein of 312 amino acids. The record is from RefSeq and is a predicted model, not a curated record. The transcript has 9 exons.